CGCAUUUUUACAAAUGCUCUGCGAUUUUAGGGGAAGGUGGGGUGGAUGCCCGCUUCCCUACAUCCCCCCGGGUCUCUGUGACUGCGCUCCUACUAGGGCAGCACCAGCACCUCUAGACCCGCUUCCUAGGGAGGAGCUCACGGAGGAGCAAGCCAAGAAGAGAGAGCGGGGGGGGGGCUGGGGGCUGGGAAGGAGGCUGGACAAGGAAGCGCCCAGGCGGGAAGAGGCCGAGGGAGGAAGGGACGUCGUCGCUGAGGUGAGAGGAGCAGAUCAGGGCGCUCGCCCGGCCUCCCCGUUUGCCUCUCGGGGCGCCUUUUCAACUUAACGCGCCGAAGUGGCGGUUGAGGAGGGAGCGGCGUUCCGUCUUGUUUACCGGUGGCCUAGGCAACCGCGGGGGCGCGCCCCCAACGCAUCCCUUCCCGGGAGCCGUUAACGGACAAACUAGCGGGGCCUUUUCAAAUUCCAACCGCCGUUUCUCCGCCGCCCUUAGCACCAAAGUCGUACCUCCACCGAGUGGUAUGUGAAAGAGAGAAAAGAUUUGUUGACGGGCAGCCUAGACUACUACGGGCCGCCUUCGCCGCCCUCCUCCUCCCGCGCACGCACCGACCUCGCCGAGGGAGAGCGAGGAGCCAUGGACGGAGCCGCGUUCGCCGAGAGGCGGCCGCCGUGCUUGGCCGCGGAUCCCCAGCCCGGCAGCAGGCGGUGGUAGUUAAUACCUGAAUUCAAAUGGAUCUGGAGAUUAAAGGAGUUGCUGCAUCUCCAAGAAAGCAAGCAGCCCUGUCCUCAAGGAACUACAAACUUGCUCAAGGAUGGAGGCCACAUACAAAAACAAAACAUGGCCCUCGACCAGCUGAAGUUCCGUGCCUUGAUCUGGGAAAGCUGGGAGAUUCAGAGGAUGAGGAUGGUGAUCCCUACAUUCCAUACAAUGGUGGACAGCCUCAUACUGGUCUACUACUUUCAUCUUCGAAUAUCAGCUGGGGUACUCCAUUACAGAGCCCUUAUGCACAGCAUUAUGAUAUUCAACAGACAGCAAGAAAAACAGAGCUGGAGAAAGCUGAGCUUUCUUUGUGGGAGCAAAGCAUUGUACCAGAAAAUUUGCCACCCCCAACAGAUAAAUACAAACUCAAGUAUCAGCAGUAUGAAGCAGAAAUGAAAGAGGGAUAUAAACAGUAUUCUCAAAGAGUUGCAGAAAAAAAAGCAAAGGAUGACCAACAACACAAACCUCCAGAAAGAAUGGCUGAGGAAAAGGAUUUACAGCCUGAAAACAAAACGUAUGAUGAGAAGGCCCUUCUGCAGCAAUGCUAUACAAGCAAACCCUACACAGUACAGCACAGCAUAAGAAAAUUGGAAGCUGAGGAUGUAGCAGAAGAAAGAAAAAAACAAACUGUAGUGGAACAAGUAAUGAUAGAUCAGUUAUCUAGAGCUGUGAUAAGUGAUCCAGAACAAAAUGGGAAUGCUACUUAUGAGAAGGAUCUUAUGCUUCCAGGAUUAAGGACAGCACCUCUACGCUUUAGAAAAAGAACAUUACAUGAAACAAGAAUAAGGACUAGGUCAUCAUUAACUGAAAAUGUGCUUUCCAACAAAUUACGCUUUGAUGGUAGAUUACUAUCAAGAAAUGGUCGUGAUGCUUGUCGAGAACUGAUUGGAUUUUUCUUUGCAUAUGACAAAUCUCUAACUGUAUACGAAUAUCGACAGUUUGGUAAAAAUAGAACAAAUGCUCUACCUUUCAUUCAGAAGGGAGUUUAUACUCAUCAGCGUGGACAGAGAAAAGGAAAGCAAUACUGUCUAAGUGAUGUCUAUGUUGGAGCAGACCUAACUUUUUUGAGUGUGCAACACCCUGCCCUUCCGGAAAGCAUUAAACAGAAACCGGUAUUUACAAUCCGUGUCACAAAUAUUGAUGAAACUGCUAGAGCUUUUCUAAAGAAUUUUGAUGUGGAAAAUGAGGAACAUUCUAUCAAACAAGAAGAUGAAGACAAUAUUAUUCUCCGGAAUGUUCAAGACAGGCUAAGAGAAAAACUAAGUAAAAGAGGAGUUCGUACAAUUACAAGAUUAGGAAAGUACUUCCGGGAGCUGGAAAAGAAACAGCAUGCAAUUCUUACAAAAGCGGACUUCGAACAAGCACUGAAAGUGUUUCAUUUAGACGUUUCUGAAAAGGAGUUUGAAUCUUUGUGGUUAAUGCUUAAUGACAACAGAAAUGAUGAAGUUGAUUAUGCUGAGUUUACUCGUGUCAUCCUUGGUGAAAUGAAUGAAUAUAGGAAAGCAUUUGUGAGAAAAGCUUAUAUGAAGCUGGAUUAUAACAAAACUGGCAGUGUUCCUAUGACAGAUAUCAUGAAAUGUUAUUGUGCUAUAAAACAUCCUCAAGUCGUAACAGGUGAUGCAACAGCAGAAGAAAUUAGAUCUUCAUUUCUAGAAACUCUGGAGGAUGCCUGCAGCAAUGCUAAUGAAGUGUCAUUCUGUGAGUUUGAGGACUAUUAUGAAGGAUUAAGUAUUGGAAUUUUGAAUGAUGAAGAUUUUGUUAACACAUUAAGGAACCCCUGGGGGAUUUAGUGUAAACAUCCAGGUGGGAAGCAGUACCAGAAUUUGAAACAUGUUAACUUCUUGCAUGAAAAUGUCUCAAAUUAGCCUGAAUAGUCUAAAGAUAUUUCAGUAAUUUUUUAGAUUGUUGUUUGUUCAUCUCUUUUGAACUUUACACUUUUACACUCUGAAUAUUCUUAAUAUGAAAGCUGUGUUUUGGUACAAAUUCAGAAUAUUUUCCUGCCUCUGAAAACUGUUAUUAAGACUACAUCCUAGAUAAGGAAACUGUGUUUUGUUGAAUCGGAACUGAGUAAAAGGAGAUAUGAGAGGAAGUUACAGGUUUGAUCAAUAUAGCUAAUUUUUUUAAGUGAUUGUAUGCCACCACUAUACAAUGACUACUUCUCAUAAGUCUCUAUAGAUUUAUAAGUACUUCAUAGCUGCCAAGUUAUCCCUUUUUUAAAGGGAUUUUCCCUUAUGCUGAAUAGGCUUCCUCGCGAGAAAAGGGAAAACUUGGCAGCUAUGAAGUACUUUUAAAAGGCUUAUUACCAGAAAGGCUGAUACUAUUGCAAUUCCCUACCUGUUUCUGACAGAUCACACUACAAAAUGUAUCAACAACUCUUUCAGUGAUUUUCCCAGGUGCUUCUUAUGUUUUUCCUUAAGUACAAAUCCAAUAGCAUGGAAAGUUAUAUGCAGAUGUGCUCUUACGACAUUUUAGAAGUUGUCCAUGGUAAGACUGACAUGCAUCUCAUAGAAGUAGCUACAUUUCUUGUUAACUGCAAAUUUUAUCUGAAAAGUGUGUUCUAAUUGAAGCAUUUUACUUUUGUAAAAUGACGUUUUGAAAACACAUUGAUUUCUUAGCUAUUUCUAGAACUCAUUGUACAUUUUACUUCUUGACCCACGUGCUUUCCUGACUGUGGUAGUGGUUGUUUAUAUUGACAGCACAUGACAACACCUACUGAAGAUUUGUUUUAUUGUGAUUACUGGAAAUGGUUGUAAUUUUAUAUGAUCUCAUCUGUUACGUUUUAACUGAGUUGUAUACCACUUUGAGAUUACACACAUACAUACAUACAUACAUACAUACAUACAUACAUACAUACAUACAGGUUAUAAAAAUACUUAUAAACAAAUAAAUAAAUAAAUAAAUGCCUUGGUUGACGGGUAUAUGGUUUGCAUAUAUUCUAUUGUUAUGAUCUGCCAUUAUUUUGUUGGGUGUUGGUUUGCUUUUACUAAAAAGGUAGAGAACAGCUUAUUUGAUCUUAAUGCACACAUUUUUUUACUCAUCCCACUAAUAUUAUGUCUUAAAUUGUGCCUUUGAAAUACAGAUUAUAUUGAUGCUGAAGAGAUUUAUUAUUUUUAUGCAGUAAAAAACCUUGGCAAGCUUGUUAUGUGAAAUAUUCAAUUUAAUGUUAGAGACUUUUCAUAACAAAAUUUCAUUUUUAAUUAUGUAGUAUUAAACUAUGGAUGUUUACUAUG
This is a messenger RNA of Zootoca vivipara (common lizard), 3987 nucleotides long. RefSeq names its product calcyphosine 2 (gene CAPS2). The record is from RefSeq and is a predicted model, not a curated record. Lineage: Eukaryota; Metazoa; Chordata; Lepidosauria; Squamata; Lacertidae.